AUGAAAUUUUUGUUCCUUCUUGCAACCCUCUUGGCUAUUCGUGUCCUGGCUGACAAACCAAAAUUAUCCGAGGAAAAAGUGGAUGCGGACCUUUUGGCUCUUGGACUGAAGCAGAAGACUUUGGAUCAAAUUAACGAGUAUUGGCAUAAUUAUCACAAAGAAAUGGCGGCAGCAGAAUUGGUCGAAAAGGUACUCCAAAAGAAAGGAAUAGUGGAGGCGAUGAGUGAAAGACAACACGAUUUGAAUACCGAGUUUUUCUCAAAACUGCCGGAGGAUCAGGAGGAGAUUUAUUCGAAAUAUGUGAAUGAGCAUUUGGCUGCUUUCUGA
Caenorhabditis remanei is the source of this 327-nucleotide messenger RNA. RefSeq lists its product as uncharacterized. The coding region runs from base 1 to 327 and encodes 108 amino acids. The transcript has 2 exons. Lineage: Eukaryota; Metazoa; Nematoda; Chromadorea; Rhabditida; Rhabditidae. The record is from RefSeq and is a predicted model, not a curated record.